AUGGCUACUUUCCCUAUAGCUCUCGAUAUCCAGGAAGGACUCUCGUCCGUACUCAUCAACCAGAUAACAGACGAGGAAGAGUUGGAAACACCCAAGGUCCAUCUAGGCCGUACAUUGAUCCUCUGCUUCGAUGGGACGGCGAAUGAGUAUGAUGAUACGAACACUAACAUCGUUCGUCUCUUCUCGUGCCUCGAGAAAUCCCACCCGAAACAGUUAGUGUACUAUCAGACUGGCAUUGGGACAUACACUUCGACUCGAUUCAGCACAUCUAUUGGCCAGUGGAUAUCUAAAACCAUCGAUCAAGGCGUCGCGUUGCACCUUGAUGACCAUGUCUGUGGAGGAUAUCGAUUUCUUCAGUCGAAUUGGAAUCAGGGUGACAAAAUUUGCAUUUUUGGCUUUUCCAGAGGUGCAUAUACUGCUAGAGCUCUAGCUGGGAUGCUACAUGCGGUCGGGCUUUUGCCACCCUCGAUGCCCGAGCAAGUCCAAUUUGCCUACAAGCUUUACCAGAACUUGGGUAGAGGUAGUGUUGUCAGUAGCGAUCCCGGCCGGAACUACAAACGUGACUUCUGUCGUGCCGUCACUGUUGACUUCCUCGGAGUUUGGGAUACUGUUGCAUCUGUUGGCAUUCUUGUGCCGCGCGCGUUGCCCUUCUCCCAAAGCAAUAGUUCCAUCAAAGUUUUUAGGCAUGCACUGGCUCUGGAUGAGAGACGAGCCAAGUUUAUUCCUUCGCCGUGGAGGCUUACGGGAGCAAAAAAACAAUGCAAAAAUGGAAACUGGGUCACGAAACAAGCUGCAGAAGAUGCCAUUGCGCCAGACACUGAGGGUAUUCAGGCCACGAUCGACUGGGUAUUGGCGUUGAGAGAUAUUUUUGUCGGCAUUUUCUUCAAAUGGUUCAUCGAGUGGUGGCCACAUGAUAUAUUGAACCGUCUCGGAUUAAUCAACUAUGGCGAUCAUGAACCACCCACGACCCUGAUUCCAGAAGAACAGUUUCCGCCUGACUUGAGGGAGGUUUGGUUUGCAGGUGGACACUGCGAUGUCGGCGGCGGAAACGUACCGGACGACAAACCCUGGAAUGAGAUCGACAAGCUGGGCCCGAACGAACCAAGGUACUCGCCUUCACUUGCCAACAUCCCUCUUCGAUGGAUGAUCCGCGAGUUCUAUGAGGCGGAUUUGAAAUAUAACCUCAAUAUUCGCUGGCGAUCUGUCCGCCUGGCCCGCUAUGGUAUCUACUUACCUCCCAUCAUAUACACAAACGACGAUGGUAGUGACUUCAAUAUCACCCUUGACGAUGACCUCGAGAACAGGUAUUUGAGGCGCGCACAGAAUCCAGCCGAUCGCCGGUCCUCUACUCUUCCCACAUCGGGGAGACCUCCUUCCCCUCUUGUUGGUGGGAAUACAGACCCCAGCAGGAUAGCGCCAAGCGAUGUACUAGUCAAACCAACGGACGCUGAUAAAAAAGUGCUGGGUAGGCAUCCUCGACGGGCUAACUUUCUUCGAUCCAAGGAGUUUAAGUCUGGUGUCAAAUAUGACUUGGAUUUCUUCGAGAGGGACUUGAAAGCUGAAUCAUACGACGAGUUGUGGAGGUGGGAUCGCAUUACUUUUAGCGCGAUCGUAACAAUGUUGUGGUGGUGGGUGCUUGAGUUGGCGCCCCUUAUGAGGCAUGUGCAGAACAAGCACACGUUCUUGUGGGAGUCCAAGCUUCGAUGCAACUUAUUCAAUCCUCGCGACAUUCAUCGAGGCGCAGUACCCCAACACACAGAUGCUUUGUCGAAACGCUGGGUGGAGUUUUUGACUAAUCGCUCAAAGCCCAGUUACCAUUGGUCCGUGCGUGAGCGUAUGAAGCACAAACGUGGCUACCGCCCUAGACAUUGGGGCGAUAACGAAAAGAUUCACGAAACUUGGAUCGAAGUUUAUUAG
Molecule: messenger RNA, 1917 nt
Organism: Cantharellus anzutake
Lineage: Eukaryota; Fungi; Basidiomycota; Agaricomycetes; Cantharellales; Hydnaceae
Exons: 9
Coding region: 1-1917 (638 amino acids)
Source: RefSeq, a predicted model, not a curated record